Molecule: messenger RNA, 804 nt
Organism: Pundamilia nyererei
Lineage: Eukaryota; Metazoa; Chordata; Actinopteri; Cichliformes; Cichlidae
Product: G-protein coupled receptor 64-like
Exons: 7
Coding region: 13-804 (263 amino acids)
Biological process (GO): adenylate cyclase-activating G protein-coupled receptor signaling pathway; cell surface receptor signaling pathway
Cellular component (GO): plasma membrane
Molecular function (GO): G protein-coupled receptor activity
Source: RefSeq, a predicted model, not a curated record
UCCCGCCGUCUCAUGUUUUUUCUCGGUGGCUCCCUGCAUCUCUGUUUUUGGUUUCAGAGUAUUUUAGGAUCCCCAUAUGAAGUGUAUGAUCAAGCACUGGUUGGCCUGAGUGUGGAGGGCAAGAACAUAUCAGGACUACAGCAGCGUGUCAACAUCACCAUCAACCUUACCAAGAAAAUAAAUGAAACCCAAAACGCCUUAUGCCACUUCUUUAACUUGUCAAGAAAAAAUUUCAGUCAGGAUGGCUGCAUUACCCUAUGGACACGUGGUGAAAAUCAUCUCACCUGUUCCUGUGACCAUCUCACAUACUUUGCUGUGCUCCUGGUCACUGCUUCCCCAUCACCUAAAGACCAGGAGAUUUUAACAUACAUCACUCUGAUUGGCUGCAGUCUGUCUCUUUUUACCCUCGUCAUCACUGUUUUUCUCUUCAUCACAAAUAGAAAAGGCAGAGAAGAUGUUUCUAUGAGGGUUCACAUCAACCUCGUGAUUGCACUUAUCCUCCUCAACCUGCACUUCCUGCCCAAUCAAGCAGCGGCAGCAGUGUCCUCCACUGGGCUCUGUUUAUACAUGGCUCUUGCCCUUCACUACUCUCUGCUAGCCACUUUCAUCUGGAUGGCUUUGGAGGGAUUCCACCUCUACCUUCUCUUAGUCAAAGUCUUCAACAUCUACAUCAAGAGAUACCUGCUCAAACUCAGUGUGGUGGGAUGGGGUGUUCCUGCAGUCAUUGUGUCAGUGGUGGUGAUCAUUGACAGAGGCUUUUAUGGCCAAGUCCCUCUGGACAGCUCCAACAAAACUGCAAUGUAA